Molecule: messenger RNA, 715 nt
Organism: Hevea brasiliensis (rubber tree)
Lineage: Eukaryota; Viridiplantae; Streptophyta; Magnoliopsida; Malpighiales; Euphorbiaceae
Product: non-specific lipid-transfer protein 1
Exons: 2
Coding region: 84-434 (116 amino acids)
Biological process (GO): lipid transport
Cellular component (GO): membrane
Molecular function (GO): lipid binding
Source: RefSeq, a predicted model, not a curated record
GCCUUGAUACUCACUCACACUCAAAAGCUUCAAAUCCUUUUUAGAUACGACAAAGAAAGAAUAUUAUCUUUGCGAUCAUCGCCAUGGCCGCUCUUAAGAUGGUUAGCUUGCUUGUUCUAUGCAUGUUGGUGGCAGCUCCAAUGACUGAACAAGCUAUAACAUGUGGUCAAGUAACAAGCGCCCUCACCCCAUGUAUUAGUUACCUCAGGACUGCCGGGCCAAACCCUCCGGCACAAUGCUGCACUGGGGUGAAGACCGUCAACAGCGCUGCCAAAACCACCGCCGACCGCCAAGCGGCUUGUCAGUGCUUGAAAUCAGCUGCUGGCAUGAUCAGUGGGCUCAACCUCAACACCGUAGAGGCUCUCCCUAGUAAAUGCGGAGUUAACAUUCCUUAUAAGAUCAGCCAGUCCACAAACUGUGCCACCGUCAAGUGAGGAAGAUAGAGCAGCGAUUUUCUGCCCCGAGAUAGGAUAGCUUGAGAAGAAGAAGAAUAAUAAAGGCUCACCAGUCAGCAGUGUCUGCGUAGUCCAGCUGGGAAAGGGAUGGGUCUCCACUUUAGCGAGGCUCUUUCUUGUCCUUAAUUAGUGUCGUCGUCUCUGUUUUCUUACUCUUUUUCUCCUUUGUGUUGCUGUCGUAUUUGGGUCCUCUGCGUUCUACAUGUUCUGUGUCGUAUAUUUAUGAGAUCGAUCUAUCCAUAUAUGUUUAUUUUCAUCAA